Thermochaetoides thermophila DSM 1495 is the source of this 7605-nucleotide messenger RNA. RefSeq lists its product as uncharacterized. The transcript is spliced from 3 exons. Bases 1 to 7605 code for a protein of 2534 amino acids. NCBI's taxonomy places the organism in Eukaryota, Fungi, Ascomycota, Sordariomycetes, Sordariales, Chaetomiaceae. The record is from RefSeq and is a predicted model, not a curated record.
AUGGCUGCUGUCGGUGUCAUCAACGCUCUCGACAGCUGGGCGUUUUGCCCCAUCCAGACCCCUCCUAUCCGGCCACGAUCGUGGAGAUUAGGCGGGGACUGGGAUUGCGGGCCAGCAUGGAUUGACGAGAUUUCUACCUUGAAAACCCAAUUAGCUCUUAUUGCGCGGACUUGGGUCGAACUGUGCGCUAGCUUGAAGGAAGCACAACGCAAUCCAAAUCGCCCGCGGCCGACUUCGAACACACUCAUCAUUCCUUGUAUUACGCCACAAUGGCCCCGCGCGCCGAAUCUUGAAGAAGACCCGCAUUACCCUGCUGAGCCCAGUGAUCCGACAGAUAGCGGUACAUUUGCAAGAAGGCAAAGGCUCGGAGAGGGGAGCCAACCUGCUAUCGACACAGCGCAGGCACAGGCACAGGUCAUUCCUAGCCCUUGCCCUUGCCCUCGGACCGAACGGAGAAACGACCCAGCAGUAGAUCCCACCGCGUUCUUCAAAAUCGACUUUACUAGCGACCACGGAUUUCGGCAAGCCGCCAGAAAGCAGAAAAAGAAGGCCACCAAUAACAGGCUCUACAACAGCAGUGGUGGUGCGGGUAGUGGCAACAACAACAGCAACAAUAGCCGACAAGACAGUGAAGAAGCGGGGGAUGUGAACGGCGGCGACACUGGUCGUGAUGCUCCAGGCGAUAAUCCGGGCAACCCUGGCGGAGACGGGGGAAACGGAGACGACGGCAAAAAGGACGAGGGAAAGGCCGGGGCGAAGAAGAGCAAAGAAACCAAGGACGAGAAGAAAGAUGAUGGAGAGAAACAGAGGGACAGAGAGUCUACUCACCCGACUAUUGCGGACUCGAAGACCGCUGAAUCGGCGUCGGUCAAUGCCAAUGGCGACAAGAUGAAAAAGGCCAAGGCGGAAGUUACCGCUGCGUCCUCUACUUCUGCUUUUGCUCUGCUACACGAACAGAAACCAUCCGCCCCUGACCCCCCAGCAGAGGAGCCAGCGCGUGGUAAAACCGACUCUCUCCAAAGCAUCAAGCUGGAUAACAGGUCCUCCUCUGACUUCCAUCACCAAGCGUUUGAGACGAAAAAGCAUCUAUUCGGUUGGAGUUCCAUCUUGACAAAUCCUUCUUCCCUGAUUUCCGCCGUCAUCAAGGGCACGGUGGAUGAUAAGCCAAAGUUUCAUGGCGUCGGGACCGACGACAGCCCCUGGAGCUCCAGCAGCAGCAAAAACAAAAAGAGCACCUUCUCAUCGUCUGGGUUCGGAGAGCCAGAUGACGACCCGAUCGAUAUGGAGCCCGCGAUUGACAAUGACCGGCGCUCCAGUAGUCGGCGGGAUAUUUCUGUGGGUCGGGAUAAUAAUAAUGACAAAAUGCGGGGCACUCUGGUGGAAGAACCAAAGAUCCAAAUCCCCCAGAAAGUUGCACCUUCGGAUCCCUGGGCUUUCUGGGGAGCUAACAAAAAGAGAACAACAAUAGCAACGGAGUCCUCAAAACCUUUCAAUACCAAACCUACAGAGCCAGUGCCCAAGCCCAAGCCCGCGGAACCAGUGCCGCAACCCGCAGAACCUGAACCCAGGCCUUUCCCUGAGCACUCUGCUAAAGCAGACUUGCUAUUGGACACGACAGCAAAGAAGAAGAAGAAGAAAGGUAAGAACGGAGCUGCUGACGAAGUUUCCAGGGACUCCGAGCCUGCCCCGCCUUCCGAUACGACUCCUGAGAAGAAAGAUGGCAAUGACGAGUUCUGUAAAAGCGCACCUUUUGUCCAAGACAAAAGGAAAGAGAGCACAGCAAGUCCAGGGGAGCAGCUCCAAUCUGCAGAGCAGACGAAGGCGGGUGAAAAAACAGUUGAGGGCAACUUUGUGGAGGAGGGGUUGACGUCCAAGCCAGACAAGAAAAAGAGGAAGAAAAGAGAGAGCAUCGUGGAAGAGAUCAGAGUCUCGGAACAGCCCCCUGCGCCGCCGCCCCCGCCAGCACCAGAACCGGCGACUCCUGUAGAGACAACGAGGGAAACGAAAGAGGAAUCUGAGAGCGGCAGCUGGUUCUGGUCCUAUGGCAAGAAGAAUAAGGAUGGCAAGAAGAAUACCUCAACGCCCAGCAUCGAGCCACUAGACGAUCCGAAUCCUGUUCCAGAGCCCGCCGCAGAGCCGCCACCACAGGCUCCAGACCCUCCGGCACCUGCAGAAGAGACAAAAGAGGAGUUCGAUAGUGCAUCUCUUUGGGAAUCCAGCAGAAAAGACAAGAAAGAUAAGAAGGACAAGAAAGACAAAAAGAAAAAGAAGAAGGACUACAUCGACGACACCGAGAAAACCAAGGACCCGCAACCUAAGCCAGAGCAGAUCUUAGAGCCAAUCCGCACUGCUGCGGAGGCACCACCGCCGGCUCCAGAGCCUCCAGCAACUCUAGAGGAGACAAAGGAAGAAUCUGAGAGCGGCUGGUCCUGGGGUACCCGUAGGACGGAAGGCAAGGAAAAGAAGAGUUCUUCCGUUGAUAAAGGGGAGAGCAAAGCCCCAGAAUUCACUCAGGAACCGGCCUCAGAGAAUGUUGACGAUACAAGCGAGUCAUGGGGCCUCUUUUGGCCACUCAGAGAUAAGAAUAAGAACAGGGCAAAAAGUCACGAGCCGGAGCAAGUGCCCGAACGUCAGCCGGUGUCAGAAGCACAACCAAACACGCAGCCAGCCGACCCCCCUGCUCCUGAACCGCAGCAGGAACUAGAGCCUGAAUUGGAGCUGCAACUGGAACGGGCAGAUGAUCUUUGGCCCGUUCCGGUACUCAGCAAGAAAGAAAAGAGGAAAAAGAAGAAGGCCGCUAGCGAAGUUUCCAGGACAGUAGAGCCAGAAACGACCUCGACUCUGGAAGCAAAGCCGGAACCAGAAGUGGUUGUUCAUGAGAAGGAGGACGACGGCUGGGCUGUGAGCGGGUCAAAAAAGGGUAAGACGAAGAAGAAGAACGCAAAGAAUAAGCCAGAUUUAAAAUGGGAACCCGAGACAGAAACCGCCAAGGAGACAGAAAAACGACCAGACCCAGAUCCUGAACCCGAAAUAAAAAAGGACGACAGCUCAAGUACGCGAUCUUCGUCCAAGAGAGACAAGGAAAAAAAGGAAGCGGAGAAGGAGGAAACUAGAAACAAGGACCAUAUUGAUCUAGGAGAUACACCCAAGUCUGCAGCCAAAGAUCCCGCCUCAUUGGACAACAAUGACUUUUUUAAGUCGUGGAAUAUUGGUUUUGAAGGCGCUGACGACAGAGCGAAUGAUGACGGCUGGGGUACAUGGGGAGACGAUGCGAUGGGAGAAGUCGAACUGAGAGCGGCCAAGGAAGAACUCGGCCAGUAUGCCGAAGAGGAGGAACGGAAAGCCCGCGAAGAGGAAGAGCAACGGCGACGGGAAGAGGAAGAGCGCUGGAUGAAAGAAGCCGAAGAUUUGGCGGAUGAAGAAAGAGAGCUUGCAAUCCUCAGAAAUAAAAAGAAAAAAAAGCUUACCAGCGCCGAUGUUCAGAGGAUAAAACAACUGAUAGCAAGCAUUGAGCGGCGAAAAGAAGCGAUCACAGCACACAAGGCCGAAGAGGCCGAAAGGAAGAGGCAGGAAGAGGAACGAGCUGCUAAGGAGGCCUUGGAACAGGCUGCCCGCAAGGCUGCAGAGACUGAAGCACGACGGCUUGCAGAAGAACAAGCCACCAGAGAGUCUGAGGAAGAGGCCGAACGCAAACGAAAAGCUGAGGCUUCCGAAGCACCUGCCGAAGCCGAAGUUAAGGCUGAAGCAAAAACCAAGAAAACCUUGACAGAAUUGGAGGAUUCGUCGGCAGAGCCUGAACCCGUGCCAGCACCCGAACCAGAGCCAACAUCUGAGCCUGCAGCUGAGCCAGAGCCCGACGCUGAGCCACAGACUCAAGAAGAGCCAGGAACAUCAGCAGAGCCUCAAGUACAUGUAGAACCGGAGCUUGCAACUGAGCCCGAACCAAUAAAAGAAGAGCCUGAGCUAGACGAAGUCCCAACCACCCAUAAGAAGAGCAAGAAAGACGAGAAGUCCAAGCAUAAGAGCAAGAGCAAAGAAAAGGAGAAGGAAAGGGAAAGGGAGAAAGAGAAAGAGAAGGAGAAGGAAAGGGAAAGGAAGGCAAAGGAGAAAGAGAAGAAAGAAAAGGAGAAGAAGGAAAAGGAAAGGAAGGAAAGGGAGAAGGAGAAAGAGAAGGAGAGGGAAAGGGAGAGACUAAAGGAAAAGGAGAAGAAGGAGAAGAAAAGGAGAAAAAGGAGAAGGAGAAAGAGAAGGAGAGGGAGAAGAAGGGAGAGCAGGCUGAGGAAAAACUUGAACAAGGAUGAGGCCCUCGACGCAGCGCAGGAGGAUGCCCCAGAACUGGCGAAGGUGGGAGUCAAAGAAGUGGCUGAAGUGCAGGCCGAGCAGGCGGCACUGGAGGAUGCAAAGGAAGGCACCAAGCAUGCCGGUAUUGAUGACGACGGCGGGUUCAAGGAUGUCAACCCCGUCGCCGAAGAAAUCGAUGAGCUUCUGGCCGAUCCGGCCGAAAAGGCCAAAGAGGAGAAACCAGCUCCAUUUACCACAAGCAUUUUCAGACAAGCAUUCGGAGUUGCAGGGGGAGACGCUUUUAGUUUUUGGGGACUUGGCAAAAAAUCGAGCACAAAGUCCAAAAAGAGCUCGACCUCAUCGUUACCUGAGGCACAUGAUGCCACCACCCCUCCCUUUCACUCGCCUGCUCCUACUCCCCCUCCCCCUCCUCAGCCAGCUGAGUCAUCCCAGCCCGGAGAUGCCACAGCCAGCGACCCUGGUCGUGUUACCGUAAACGAAGCCGCAAUGGCUGAAGAGGGCCGGGCGCCAGCACCGCGAGCUGACAUGGCCCAGCUCAAGAAGUGCAGAAGAAUGGUGGGCCAAAGGAUCGCCGAUCGUCUGUGCACUUUCCAGGACCUCGAGGACAAGAGCGAAGAUAGUGAAGACAGUGAUCAGAGCGAUAGCGAUAGUGACAACAGCGACAGUGAGAGCGACAGCAACAGCGACAAAGACACUCGCCGGAAAACAAAACAGGAAAAAAACAAGACGCCGGCCGAAACAUCAAGAUCAAGUCAGGUGCCACAAGCCUUGCCAAAAAUGGCUGACGACGACGUGCCUGGCGGUUUCCACUUCAGCGAGGACGAGCAUCGUGACGGCGAAAUGGAAUAUGCCCGCAGUGAGAAGGAUGAUGGGGCAAAGGAAAUAGCGCAGGACCGAGACCGAGACCGCGAUGAGAAACGAAGCAAGCAGGCUGCAAGCGGUUCUGAUAAUGGCGACGGCGAGAUCGCCAGCACUCCCGCCGUACCGCCGCCGCCUGCUGUUCCCGAUGCUCCCAUCACAGUCCCCCCUGCUGUAACUAACGCACCGCUGGCUGUCCCUGAUGCGCCGCCCAUGCUUGAGGCACCUCCUGUGCUCGAUGCGCCACCUGCCGUGCCCGAUGCCCCCUCCGUCAUGAGUCCUGUCACAAUUCGCGAGUCUAGAAAGGAGCGACCCAAGGUUCAUCGUGAUGGGUCAACGUCGUGGGGUAUGUGGACAGCAGCGACGCCAGCCAAGGAUUUAAAGAAGUCCUCGUCCAAGUCUAGGUAUAUCGAAAAGGAAGAGUCUAGCUCGAGGAAAAUGCCUGGCUCGCCAGAGAAGCCUGAAAGGACAUCAUCCAGAAGCUUGGACAAGACAGAGAAACCCCGUGUCAGGGAGUCUUUCAAAGAGACUCCUGCCCGACACCCCAACGUCCUCGCACGUUCAGCUUCCGCGCGGGAAAAACGGUACAGCAUGACGGGCAAGUUGAGUUCCCGGAGGCAUUCGGUCGAUGUCAACGGGGACGAUCAUUCCAGAUCUCCUCCCGAAGAAGUCUCUACUACGAAGGCCGCCAAAGUCUUUGGUGUGUCCUCAGGUGGCAUCGCUGCCCCUGGCCUUUCCAGAUCGGCUAGCAAGCGUGGGAAGAGGGUUGAGGAAGAAUAUUUGAUGGCCGGCGCAAUCAGGCGUACUCCCAGUCCGGACAGGAUGGAACUUGAACAUCACCGGCCAAAGGUGAGCCGCAUUCCCUUCACAUCUCACGAGUUACAUCCAAGCAGUACUAUGGGCUUAGUAGCUAACCCGAGCAUGCAUAUCCAGCAAUAUGUGCGAGAUGAUGACAUCGUCAUGCCCGACAUAGCAGACGCAACGCCCUCGAGGUCGCCUUUAAAGCGCUCCAGCUCGAACAGUAAAAAGCACUCCGGCUUCUCAUCUCUGCUCGGUGGUGUUUUCUAUCACAAGCCCAUGCCGGAGCCGCGUCCAGAGCCGCGCUCAGAGCCUCGUCGACGUUCCACUGCGUAUUGCACCACGGACGACGACUUGGGCAGGCCGGUGGAUGAAACAGAUGCAGAGCGGGAAGCACGCCGCGCCGCCCGUCGUGCCCGUCGAGCAGAGAAGGAAGCCAUGGAGAGGGCCGCUGCCGAGCGUGCCGCGGAAGAAGCUCACCGCACUAAGGAAGAAGCCCGUCGAGAACGGCGCAGGAGACUUGAAGAGGAAGAGGAGGCACGCCGCCAAGCCGAGAAGGAAGCCCGUCGCGCUGAGCGCCGGGCACAACGCUUGCAAGAAGCAGAAGAGCGUCGUCUGGCUGAGGAGCGUCGUCUGGCUGAGGAGCGUCGUCUGGCUGAAGAGCGUCGUCUCGCCAAAGAGCGUCGACUUGCCGAACAGCGGCGUCUUGUCGAGGAACAUCGUUUGGCCGAAGAACGCCGGCGUGCUGAGGAGCAGCGGCGUAUUAUGGAGGAAAAGGAAGCGAUUCGUGCUGAACGCAGGCGUCGCCGCGCCGAGCUUGAGGCGGCCAUGGCGGCCGAGGCCGAAGUUGAAGCGCGCCGUGCGACCAGGGAAAGGGAAAGCCGUCACGAGCGCCAUCGUAGCACCAGCCGUCACCGCCAUCACCAUCGCGACCGUGAACAUAACCAUCAUCAUCGCUACGCUGAAUAUUCCGAGUACGAGGAUGAAGAAGAGCGUCGUCGUCGUCGCGAGGCCCGGCGGGCGGCCCGAGAGGCCAGGGAACGCGAAGAGCGCCAUGCUAGGCGCAAGUCAGAACUUCUCGACGAGUACACAUACGGCCGGACGUCGCGUGAUAACCAUAAUACAGGCUCUUGGCCACAUUCAGGAACCGAUUCAUGGGUUAAGGAGCACUCGGACGCUCCCCCGCCGCCCGAUGAACCCAUGAUCGAAUCUGUCAUGAUGGAUCACUCUCCACCGAUGCCGGGACCCCCUCCCCCACCGCCCCAUCGAGUUAUGGAGGACCACAUGCCAGAGUAUGGUGACGAGGAAGCCCAUCGCGAGGUUCGUCGGGCCAGGCGCCGUACGGGGUAUGCUGAAGCUGAAGCAGCGGGUAAUGGCAUGACUCAGGAAGAGUAUGAUGAGGAAAGAAGGCGGAGGAGGAGGCGCGAGGAGAGAGAGCGUGAGCGUGAGAGGGAGAGGGAGAAAGAAAAGGGGAGGGAAAGGGAAAGGGAACGCUCAAGGUAUUACCGCGAAAAGGAUAGGCGUUACGGUGGGUCAGAUGGCAGUGAUGGUCGGAAAGGGGAUAGCAGGAGGGCUUCAUCCAAUUUAAUGGAUGCGGUUCCAACACCGAGGAGUUCAUGGUGGUCGCGGUUGACGGGUCGGGCAUAG